AUGCCAUUGACGAUACGGCGGUGUGGCAAGCAGGUCCACACGUCUGCCGACCAUUUGGAAGUGUACCAGCUUGUUGACGAUGACCUGGGCCGCCUAGUGCAGUGGACGCUGGGAAGCCAGCAGGAGUUAUGGGAAGUGCGCUUCGUGUUUACACAUGUCUGCGGUCCGAAUGGGGGCACGGUUCUUGGCCUGGGGUUUGGAACAGCUGACGUCAGAAUGGAAGAGGUGGACAUUCUGGAAUGUGAGAACCUCGCCGUCUGCGACGCUUACGACGGGGAGAUCAACAUCCUCGGUCAGCAGCUGAGCAAGGAUGGCCUGGAUCUGUGCGAGCCAAGCUCAUGCGAGGAGGAGUCCAUCACAGCCAUGUACGACUCCUCGCUUGGCCUUGUCAGAUUCACCGUGGACUCUCGCAGGUGCCGUGGGCAGUUUCGAGUUGAUGUCAUCAAAGAGACGCUGAAGCACCGAGAGCUCUACCCUACGGUUGCCUUUGCCAACAAGAAGAGCAAAGUCCGGAUCGAGCUCAUCCGGUGCUUAAUGGCCAUGCCAAUUCCUCGAGAUGAGCGUCUGCUACAGAGAGACUUCUCCGCUUCCUUAGCAAGCGAUGGCGACUUUCCGAGUGGUUGCGUCACCUUUGAAGUGGAUGGCGAGGAGCUACGAGCAGACAAGUUCCUCCUCGCCUCGCGCUCGAUCUACUUCGAGCGCAUGCUCCGCGCUGGAAUGAGCGAGGGAGCUGCGUCGCACGUCCCCAUUCCAAGGGCGUCGGCGCAUGCAUUUCGAGGGGUUCUGCGCUUCAUCUACUCUGCUGGCCAAGUGGGGCAGACGCUGUUUGAUGAUGCAGAGCCACUGGAACUGCUGCAUCUUUCAGUCGAGUUCUUGUUGGAUGAUCUCACCCGGCUUUGUGAGUGGAAACUAAUGCAGGAACUGACGCUGGGGACUGCGCUCGCCACCUUUGCUUCCGUUGUGACAGUCCGCAACCAGGUCCCGGCCCUUGUGGAAUCCUGCGUAGAGAAGAUGCAGGGCCGCAUGAAGGACGUCGUCACAAGCGACUCCUUUAAGGAGCUCUGCCGCAGUGAAGUGGGCGUUCGGGAGUUGCUUCUUUCUCUUGACGAGCCCCUGGCAAAGCGUCGUCGGUUACAAGGCGGUGGCAGAAGCUGA
Messenger RNA from Symbiodinium natans, 1155 nucleotides. The record is from the annotation of a GenBank genome assembly. Lineage: Eukaryota; Dinophyceae; Suessiales; Symbiodiniaceae.